GCAGCGACCUACAGCGUCUGCUUAUACGAUCCGUAAUUAGUUCUCAGAUAUUACGGAUUAUUAUAACAAUAGCUUUAGUCUUGCCCAGGUUUUGAAUAAAUGCUUAAAAUGUUAAAUUAUUUCGGUUGGUACAAAAUGAUUUUCCGUUGUAAAUGAAAUCAAAAGUGAAAGUAAACUUACUCAGUUCAGCUGUUUCACUUUUGUGCAGUUUUAUGUUGCCCAAACGUUUACGUGUUAAUCUACGAUGAUGUUUGUGGUCGUUUUAUGUGGAUGUUUCAUGAUGUGCGUUUACGCUGAUGGGGUUGCAGAUGUGGUGCUUUCCUGCAGCCUGGUGGAGGAGGGGGGCGGACUGGGCGGUGGCGGCCUCUUCACCAGGACUCCAGCCACUCUUGUCUUUAAGGACGUUGCUGUAGCAUCUGAUGAAUCGCUUGAAACGCUCACUCCCUUUGUUCCACCUUCUGUCCCUGAUCCAGAUCUCAUCAUCUUCGAGGCUAAAGUUUCAUCACCUAAGAUUCCUAACUCCGAAGUGUUGCUCCAUGCAGACUGCAACGAGCAGGAAGUGAUGUGUGAAAUGAGCCGGUACACCCCUCGUGGAUCUCAGGAUGGUUCAGAUCCAGCCUAUUUCAUGGUGUCUCUAAAUGUGGAGGGAGUUGAGUUUAAUACUGCAUUGAUCCUGCAGACUUUAACAGUACAGAAAGACCAAAAGACUCUGAUACAAAACAAACUGGGUCUGCCGCUCAGUGAGACAGGAACUUUAUUAACUGAGGUGAUAUUCCUGGUGUUCAGCCAUGUAAAAGCUGUUUCUGCACCGCUGAGAGGUGAUGCAGUACUCCACUGUGGCUUCAAGCAGAAGGACACACCUCUUGCACAGGAAAUGGGCAUCGAGUGGCGACUGCAGCACAGAGGAAGAGGACGGAAAGUCCUGGAGAUGAAGACAAAGCUGGAUGAUGUAGAAGGAAGCACAGUGGUCCAUGCUGAGAGGAGGGGCUCAAGCCUGGAUGUGGUCCAGGUGGUCGACAAGGGUAACGCCUCUUUGUCUCUGACCCACCUGAAGGUUGUAGACGAGGGGUCCUACAUCUGUACUGUCAACACUGGCAACUUUCAUUGCCAGCAGGUGAUUCAACUCCAUGUAAUCCAACCACCUCAAGUUUCUCUGUCAGAGGAGAAGCUGGUUUUGAAGACAAAUUCACCCCAGACACUGAGCUGCCACAGCAGUAAAUACUACCCACUGGAUGCUCAGAUGGAGUGGUUUUCCCUGGCGCCUACGGACACAGAGCCGACAGUCUUUCCACAUCAGGGCUCUCUGUCUAGCCAUCGACAGCACGGUGAUGGGACGUUCUCCCUGUCAUCUCACCUCACCAUUCCCCCCAGCAUCACACCUGGAACCAAAAUCAUCUGUGUGGUGUCCCACCCAGCCUUGGACACCCAUGUCUCUGUGAGCGUGGUUGUAGAAAGCCCAGAACCAGAUUCCUACUGGUGGUUUGUGGGUUUCCUGGUCGUCACUGUUCUUUUCUUCUAUCAGGUCAUGAAGUAGGUGCAGAGAUGAGAAGUAUAUCAUGUGACUUAAAUAAGAGCCUUAAGCCCAACUCACAUGGGUCUAGUAUUAACCUGUGGACCUCUGGAAAUUUAUCAUAAAGGCGGAGGUCGUCUGUGAUCGUAAUCCUGUGUGAAUCUGUCAUGUCUGUAAUUUAUAAAGUAAAAAGUCUCCUGCAGAUGACCUUCCCUAUUUCAGCAAAUACAGCAGUCCUGGGAUAAUACACUGAUCAGUCAUAACACUACAGUCACUGACAGUAGAAGUGGAAGUGGUACUAGUAUUGAUUAUUUCAUUACAAUGGUUCCUUUCACUGGGUUGGAUGUAUGAAGCAGCAAGUGAACAUUUGGUCUAUGAAGCUGACGUGUUGGAAUCAGCAAAAUGGGCAACGUAAGGAACUGAGUGACUUUGACCAGGUCCAUAUUGUAACAGUAGUGACUGGGUGAGAACAUCUCCACAACUGCAGGUCUUGUUGUUUGUUCCUGGUCUGCAGAGAUUAGUACCGACCAAAAACGGACUAAGGAAAGACAUCCGAGUAUCAGACGAAUGGAGCAUCUGUGAGUGUUGGACAAAUAAAUCUGAUCCAUGGAGGUCCACCUCUCUACUUCCAGGACUUCAGGGUUCUGCUGCUAAGGUCUUGGUCCACAUACCACAGCACACCUUCAGAGGUCUGGUGGAGUCUAGGCC
Molecule: messenger RNA, 2218 nt
Organism: Sphaeramia orbicularis (orbiculate cardinalfish)
Lineage: Eukaryota; Metazoa; Chordata; Actinopteri; Kurtiformes; Apogonidae
Gene: tapbpl
Product: TAP binding protein like
Exons: 8
Coding region: 245-1534 (429 amino acids)
Biological process (GO): antigen processing and presentation of endogenous peptide antigen via MHC class I
Cellular component (GO): membrane
Source: RefSeq, a predicted model, not a curated record